CAGCUGAUAACAUAUGACGUUGACAGUCCAAAGGGUAUCCGCGAAUACAUAAUUCCGACUUCCGACCGAAUUCCAACAAUCCCUGUGGUCACAUGCAGAGUGAAUCCGGCACAAAGUAGGUCCUCCGAGAGACCACUUUUUAGUUUUUCUUAGUUAUAUCCUUCCGUGAUUGUUAUAAACUAUUUUAUACCAAAGCAAACAACGAGUACGAUUACAAUAUAGCCGGCAGGAUUCAACAAAUUAUCGGUUUAAUAAAAUUAUACCAAAAUGAGUAACCAAAAAACUGUGCCAAACGGUAUCAAGUUCCUCAUUGGUGGCACUUCUGGAAUGGCAGCAACCUGCUUUGUACAACCAUUAGAUUUAAUAAAAAAUCGCAUGCAGUUAAGUGGUACAAAGACAUCAACGUUGAACGUUACAUCAGCGAUUCUCAAAAAUGAAGGUGUUUUGGCAUUAUACUCAGGCUUGUCUGCUGGCUUGAUGCGACAAGCCACAUAUACGACCACUAGGCUUGGCAUAUAUACUUGGCUUAUAGAACUUACCUCAAAAGAUUCCCAACCAAGUUUUCUCGUAAAGGCUCUACUUGGUAUGACAGCUGGUUGUGUAGGAGCAUUUGUAGGUACACCUGCUGAAGUAGCUUUAAUUAGAAUGACAGCAGAUGGCAGACUGCCCAUUGCUGAUAGGCGCAAUUAUAAAAAUGUGUUCGAUGCAUUAUUCCGUAUAAUUAGAGAAGAAGGUCUCUUUACAUUAUGGCGCGGUGCCAUUCCCACUAUGGGACGCGCUAUGGUUGUAAAUGCGGCACAGUUAGCGUCAUACUCUCAGGCAAAGCAGGCAUUACUAGAUACAGGAUAUUUUGAAGAAAAUAUUUUACUGCACUUUGCCAGUUCUAUGAUUUCCGGUUUAGUUACCACUGCUGCCUCUAUGCCUGUGGAUAUAGCUAAAACGAGAAUCCAAAACAUGAAAACAAUAAAUGGUAAACCAGAAUUUACGGGCGCGAUUGAUGUCUUAACUAAAGUUAUAAGAAACGAAGGAUUGUUUGCAUUGUGGAAAGGAUUCUUCCCGUAUUACGCACGUUUGGGACCGCACACGGUCCUGACAUUCAUUUUCCUGGAACAAAUGACCGCCUCUUAUAAAACAUAUCUGGCAUAAUAACAGUUUGCUAAGAACUCUCAUUAAUGAUCGGGUAAUUCAGAUGUCUUGUUUUAUACUAUUUAUCGCGUUCAUUUUUGAGAACUUUAUUUUUGUAAUAAGCCAUUUUUGUAGCAUGUUUACCAUCAAAGAUUAUUGUGCACAGUUACAAUAUAUCACCACUCUGUACAUACACAUGGACUGAAAUGUUCGUGCGCAACUUUGUAUUAAUUCAUAAUACAAAGUUUUGCAUUUGAAGUUCGCUAAGAGAAUCCGCAUGGACUUUUCAGCCAAAUCAUUAUCUAGAAUUUUCAGUUUAUGACACAAUAAGUAUUACAAUACACGUACGUAUGCGUAUAUACUUUGCAAGCUUUUACUUCUGAGGGACAUUUUACGUUAUAAUCGAAACAAAACCACAUUUAUAUAUUAUUGUGUAUUGUUAUUGAUAUUUUCCAUUGCAAUAUAUAUAAGUAAAUUGUGUUUCUAUGCUUUGGAAUUACAGCUAUAGCAAUUUACUAUGCAACGUAUCAAGGUAUUUUAUUGUUAACUUGUAGAGAGUUUACAUGUUACAAGUACUAAGGUACAGCUCGUCUGAUACGGACUCUAGUCUCGUAUAUAUGUAUGUCAUUUUAAUUAAUUUUAUGUAUUGUUAUUUCCGAUAUUGAUCGGAUUUUUAUUUUAUUGAUACACUUCCGAUAUUGCGCCAUCUUUUCUUUUUGCUCAUAUGACGUAUGUUGCUAUUAUUAGCUAUUAUUAAUAGUAAAAAUUGUAUGAAUAUGUCCAAGUAAUGUAAUAUUAAUAGAAAAUGUGUCAUCAAAAA
Ooceraea biroi (clonal raider ant) is the source of this 1945-nucleotide messenger RNA. RefSeq names its product mitochondrial 2-oxoglutarate/malate carrier protein. Lineage: Eukaryota; Metazoa; Arthropoda; Insecta; Hymenoptera; Formicidae. The record is from RefSeq and is a predicted model, not a curated record.